AUUUCUAUACUAGCAGAUUUCUAGAAAUGACUUGCAGUGCCUAAGGGAGCACAUUUAAAACUGCUCAUUACAUCGGGAGGACAGGCAUAGGCAAGGCAGCCCUGCUUUGCGAAGGCCCUCGGUGUGCCAAGAUGUCCAAGAGGAAGGUCAGCUCCACCGAGGGCAUGGAGGUGGAGCCAAAGAGGCAAUCAGCAAGGUUGUCAGCUAAACCAGCUCCCGCAAAAGUGGAAACGAAGCCAAUAAAGGCGGCAGGAAAGGCUAAAUCUUCAGACAAGAAAGUGCAAACAAAUGGGAAAAAGGGAGCAAAGGAAAAGCAGGCCGAAGUGGCCAACCAGGAAACUAAAGAUUUACCUGCAGAAAAAGGAGAAACUAAAAAUGAGGAGAGUCCAGCCUCUGAUGAAGCAGAAGAGAAAGAAGCCAAGCCUGAUUAAUAUCAUAUAUACACCAUGUCUUAUCAGUGGUUCCUGUCUCCCUUCUUGUACAAUUCAGAGGAAUAUUUUUAUCAACUAUUUUGUAAA
Messenger RNA from Manis javanica (Malayan pangolin), 518 nucleotides. The record is from RefSeq and is a predicted model, not a curated record. NCBI's taxonomy places the organism in Eukaryota, Metazoa, Chordata, Mammalia, Pholidota, Manidae.